Molecule: messenger RNA, 1705 nt
Organism: Polyodon spathula (Mississippi paddlefish)
Lineage: Eukaryota; Metazoa; Chordata; Actinopteri; Acipenseriformes; Polyodontidae
Product: hydrolethalus syndrome protein 1 homolog
Exons: 11
Coding region: 109-1227 (372 amino acids)
Biological process (GO): cilium assembly
Cellular component (GO): non-motile cilium; centriole
Source: RefSeq, a predicted model, not a curated record
GGUGGCGCUGUUUCAAUGUGUCACUACUCUUGCUCUGGCGAGACCGUGUCUUCGUUGUCAGUCUACGUUGUAACUGCUGUGUUGUUUGUCACAUUUAAAGGUCCUUGAAUGUUUGGCGCUGCUAGUAGCGCCCAUUUAAACGAAAGUUGUAUUAUCACAGACGUUUGCAGCGAUCAAGUUAUAUCUACAGAGGAACACUUUAGACUGCAGCAGAGAAAAGCACGGCCAGAUCUUGAGCAACUGAUCAGACACGAAAGAUCAAAAAGUCAGACUUCCAGUGAAAGGGACUCCCCUCAAUCCUACAGCAGCAACGGCAAGAAUUCACCUGCUUACGGUAAUCUUGCAGGUUCCCAGAGUGAAGCCACUUACACCCAUAAGGCAUUUGCUACUUCUAGAGAGAUUUUUCCACAACCAGAAAGACGAGUGCUGUUGUCUACAUAUGGAACUGAGCAUCCCAGCACUUCUGCAAGGUUCCAGCAGUACGAUUCUUACAUCAUGCACUCUUUGACAACAUUUCCACGGCCCACUUCUGCCCCCAGCAGGCUAGAUGUAGAGAACAGCUCAGAAUGCAUAAACAGCACUUUAGAGUCUGAUUCAACUAGUUCAACAAGCCCAAACAGACUGCAGGAAUUUUACGGGAAACCUGCAAUCAAGAGAAAAGUACUGAGGAAACAGAAUGGACAGGUUAAUGUCUGUUAUGAAUCAGUCCAUAGCAAAGCAGAAUCAGAUGCUGCCAGUAAACUGGAGGAAAGACUCGUCAGAGUUCAAAAAUGUUCUGAAGUGUCAGACAUUGACCUGAAGACUGAAAUGGGGAGCAACAGUGAGCGAUCCAGCUUGAAUGAGAUAAGACCUCGCUCUGCUUUGAGAUCUGCAGAAACUGAGCGUGAUUCACGGCCCUCAAGUCAACCCAAGUCUUUUAUCCGGCCACAAGUGGAUCACCCUCACACAAGGAACUUAAAGAAAACUGAUCCUGUUUCAAAGUAUUUUCAGUACAAACAAGACUGGGAAGCUUUCAAACCACCUGGAGAAAAAGAGCGAAAGGGGCUGCGUUGGGGAAUAAGGGAACAAAUGCUGUACAAGAGCCAACUACCACCUAAGACCCAGCGCAUUUCUGUACCCAAUACUUACGAAGUGCCAACUCAGAAAAAAAGGUUAGCACUGAGAUGGGAAGUACGACAUGACUUGGCAAAUGGAUCAAUGCCACAGAAGAUUUUAUAUCCAUUUUAGGAAAAGUACAACUACUGUGCCUUGUACUGUAGUUAUACAGUAAAAUAACCACUGGUACUUGGUCAACAGUUCAUGGAUGUAUCUCUGUAUUGUCUUUGUAAUGCAGUGGAAGGGACCAUGUCUGCUAAUUUUGAUAUACACAGUUGUGUUAAUAACUGUCUUGUUUUCUAUGCCUUAACGUGUGUUUUUAAAUGUUUGUUUUAUCAGGUGUCAAUCUGUGGGAGACAUGAGUUAUUGUAUUUAUUGAAAUGCUGUACAUACAAAAUAAAAUGUUAUACUUUUUUGCUCCAGAUUGUUGCUUGUUUUUUACAGGGUUGUAGAAUACAUUUAAUAUUGUUUAGGGUAAGUCACUGUAUGGUAACUUGAAUGGGUAGAGAGGAGAGUAUCUGCAGUCAUGCUAAAGCAGCUUCUUUUCCAAAAAACUCACUGCAUCCAGGGUAAGUACCAGAGUUUCAUGUUUUAGCAUACUGUGAACAUU